GAGUUCUCAACACGCCACAGACAGAUAUUUAUCUGCUUUUCGCGAACACAAACUUUCAAUCCUCUUCAAUUCGCACAAAAUGAAGCUCCCGAUUGUGCUCCUUUUGUGCCUAACGGCCGGUUUCGCUUCAGAACUGGAUGAGCGCAACCGCGACCUGGAAGUCACCCUCAACCGGCUGACCGACUUGGUGCUGCCAGGCUUAAAUCGGGUGAUCCGGCGGGCCGGUUUGGACCCUAUUCCCCUCCCCGAUCAGUCGGUCACCGUCCGCGUUGGGUUACUCUCGUACACUUCCCAGCUCACAGAGGGCAGCCUGAGCAAGCUGGCCACUCUGAGUCGGUUCAACGAUGUUCGUCUGAUCCUCGAGCGCGAACAGCGCCGAAUUGUCGUCGAUUUCAACAUCGGAUGGCCCGACUUGGAGCUGAACUUCGACUAUAACACACGCACCCCGUUGGUGAGCCUCCAAGGAGGAGUGAUCACCAACGUGGAGAACCUCCAAGUGCGCUUCCGGUUGGCGUUUAACUUGAGGACGCAGCAGUUUGAGGUGGAUGAUCUGGAUUUCAGCGACACUGGGAAAAUCCUGCUGACUUUCACGGGAAAUGAUGCAUUCGAUCAUCUGGCGGACGCCAUGACCAACUCGUUCACCAACCUUUUCCACGGCCUCAUUCUGGAGACUGUGAGGAAAGUGGCUUUGGAGCCGGUCCAGGCUGUAGUGGACAGCAUUAACCAAGCAAUUGACAAUGUUUUACGCCCCGAGAGGCUCUAGAUGGAAAGGUCGUAAUAAACUAAAGAGUUUUUAA
Dendroctonus ponderosae (mountain pine beetle) is the source of this 797-nucleotide messenger RNA. RefSeq lists its product as uncharacterized. The transcript has 5 exons. Lineage: Eukaryota; Metazoa; Arthropoda; Insecta; Coleoptera; Curculionidae. The record is from RefSeq and is a predicted model, not a curated record. Bases 80 to 763 code for a protein of 227 amino acids.